AUGUUAUUCAACAUAGUUUCUGGAGAGUUAGAGAAAUUAUAUGAAAAAGAGAACCCAACUUAUGAUGAGAUCAUACGAUUUAUUAGAGAUCAAAUGAACAUUAUUAGCCCUUUAUUAACUUAUAUAGAUGAUGAUGGGAAAUCUUAUUAUGUUAAUUGUACAAAUGACAUUAAUGAGAUAAAAAAGAAAUUGUCUAUAAUUAAGAAAGUUAAUUUGUAUAUAACAUUAUAAUCUUGGACUUGUGGAUUUUGUACAUAUGAAGAGAAUACAGAGGAGAAAUGUGAAGUUUGUGGAUAAAUGAAAAAAUGA
Paramecium pentaurelia is the source of this 309-nucleotide messenger RNA. The record is from the annotation of a GenBank genome assembly. Lineage: Eukaryota; Ciliophora; Oligohymenophorea; Peniculida; Parameciidae.